Molecule: messenger RNA, 489 nt
Organism: Cryptomeria japonica (Japanese cedar)
Lineage: Eukaryota; Viridiplantae; Streptophyta; Pinopsida; Cupressales; Cupressaceae
Product: cysteine-rich receptor-like protein kinase 26
Exons: 2
Coding region: 1-489 (162 amino acids)
Biological process (GO): protein phosphorylation
Molecular function (GO): protein kinase activity
Source: RefSeq, a predicted model, not a curated record
AUGGCACCAGAGUAUGUAAUGCGAGGGAAGCUGUCAGUUAAAGUAGACGUUUACAGUUUUGGAGUGCAGGUGCUUGAGAUCGUCACAGGAAGGAAAAGCACUGAUAUUAAUUUUCCAUCCCAAAUGGAUAGCCUCUUAGAAUGGCAUGAUUAUUGUGGUUUAAGGAUAUGUGAUGUAGGAAUGGAAACAAUUCAAUGGAGGAAACAAUUCAAGGUAUCAGAAGUCAAUCAGGAGCAGAGAUGCAUUCAUGUGGGACUUUUGUGUGUACAAGCUGAUGCAACACUUCGUCCAGCUAUGUCUAAUGUUAUUAUGAUGCUAUCUCGCCGUAAUGCAAACUUACCAAAUCCUUCUAAGCCUGCUUUUGUAAGCAGUAGCAAGAGUCAUGCUUCAACAUCGAAGUCCAGCUGGGAGGUUGAGGAAAAUGAAAAGAGAAUGACAUACCAGAUAUCUGGGCAACUACGUCAUCUUCAUCAGGGAUUCGUUCAGUAA